AUGUUUAACCGUGACCAACUUAAACUCAAAAGGAAUUUUACAAGACAAUCCCGAAGAAUCAGCGAAAUACAUCACGAGCAUCUUUCCUACGAUUUAGAUAAAGACCAUGACCUUUUAACACAAUUUCAAACCUUCAAGCGAAAAUAUAGAUCAAAACAAAACUCCCCGUAUCAUUCAGAAUACUCAUACCCAUCAAGCCCUAAAAAAAGAGACGCUGCAAGCUCAUUAGAAAUCAAAUCUAAGGAGACAAACCCUAAGGCUGAAUCCCCUACCUUUGAUUUCACAAAUGUCUUAAAAGCAGCCCGAUAUAUUGAGAUGAUCCCGCCUGACCGAAGCAUUACUCAAUUUGUAAGCCAAGAUAAGAGCAACAACAGACUCUACAGAGGUGCAAGAAUAAUUUACUUAACUUAACUUAUUAUCUGGUAUUUAAGGUGUCUAGUGCCGCAUUCCUAUGGGGAAAUAUGGCUAAACUAGUGACAUCACGAAGCCAUCAUGGAAUCGCGGUGGUCAGCGCAACCGGCCAAGCCUUCUAUCAACGCUAGUCUCCAGUUGCCUGCACAUCUCACUGCACGAAUAAUUUACAAGCACCAAAAAGAAGAAGACUCAUUAGUUUACAAAUACGCAGAUUUGGUUAGUAAUAAAAAAGAAAUUCAAAUCGAAAACGAUCUCAUAUUAAAAGAAAAAAGCGAAUGCAAUGCGUUAAUUGACUCGUUAAAGUAUAUGAAAGAUUUAAAGUUUGUUUUGGAGCUGAAUUUUGAGAUCGCAAGAGGAAAUGAAGCAGUAAGAGAAAACGGAGCAUUAGGGGAUUUUUUUAAGCUGGAAGAAGAAUUAAAAAACUAUCAAUCUCUUGCUAUGAAAAAUGUAUAUAAUUAUUCGUAUAACGAUUUUAUAGAGAAACUAAAAGAAUACAGCAGGAUCUUAAGAGAUAUUUUGAGAUCAGUCAAGAGCAAAGGAAGAGAUAAUGAAGCCGUACUAAUUGAAAUGCUAUGAAGAACACUUGUUAAAUUAUAUGAUUCUUCAUUAGUUAUUCAUGAAUUCCAUAUAAAUCAAGUCGUAGAAAGCGCAAAACUUAAAGUAAAAGAAGUACUAGAAGACUCGAGACAGAAAAUUAAGGCACUUGAAGAGAAGCUGCAAGAUACCAAACAAAGGCUGGAAGGAGAAAUCCAGAAAAAUAAAGAUUAUAUUAAAACACUGACUUUACAUAAUAGCGAACUUGAAAGAGAACUCAUUAAUCUUAACUUAACUUAACUUAACUGUCUGUGCUUAAGGUGUCUAGUGCCGCACCCCAUAAAAAUGGAGUUAUAGCGAAAAUUGAUGACGUCGCCGGGCCAUCUUGGAAUUGCGAUGGUUAGCCCACCGGCCAAGCCUUUACCUGCACUUCGCCCUUCUUCGCCGCACGUCUCACCCGGCGCGCGUUGCCGUCGCCCUUGCCUCGACUCAGCUCCUGCGCAUGUUCCGCCUGAGGGUCAUCCUCCCUUGGGGAUGUGCUGAGAGGUAAAACUCCGAAAUCUUGAGCGCACUGAGGAGCUGUUCCUUUGGUUAUCCCCAAAGUUAAACAGCUAUUGCUGUGCAGAAGUUCUCGAGAGAGAAACCCAACCCCAUAAAUAAAAUUCCAUGAGGGAGAGAAAAUUAGCAAAGCUAAUUUCUCUCGAACCGAAUGCCAUUUUAUUUAUGAGAACUCAUUAAUCAAAAUCACAAAAUUAAAGACUUAACAGAAAUGGACUCAAGGGAUCUUUCUUGUGUAGAAAUGUCAAAAAUUUUCCAAAAACUGAACCAGUAUAUAUCAGAAUCUGAGGACCAGCAAAAAAAGCAGGUCGAAACCCUUGUGAAUUUAUCACAAGUAAUCAGCCUGGCUGAAGAAUUUGAUAAAAAACCUAUUUUAGUUGAUAUCGAGAUACAAACCCAAGAAGUCAUUCAAGAAGCAGAAACAAAAGAAAAACCGAACAAUUUCCUAACCCCAAGCCCAAUGCCGAAAGAAGAAAACGAGUGUUUAUUAAUUUCCUUAUCAUUAUAA
Molecule: messenger RNA, 2014 nt
Organism: Blepharisma stoltei
Lineage: Eukaryota; Ciliophora; Heterotrichea; Heterotrichida; Blepharismidae
Source: the annotation of a GenBank genome assembly